This is a messenger RNA of Cavia porcellus (domestic guinea pig), 4355 nucleotides long. RefSeq names its product proteoglycan 4 (gene Prg4). Lineage: Eukaryota; Metazoa; Chordata; Mammalia; Rodentia; Caviidae. The transcript has 13 exons. Gene Ontology annotation, biological process: immune response. Gene Ontology annotation, molecular function: polysaccharide binding; scavenger receptor activity. The record is from RefSeq and is a predicted model, not a curated record. Bases 174 to 3842 code for a protein of 1222 amino acids.
CCUCUUCCAAUAAAUGAGGAAAGUUUGAUUUCAUAGGCUGUCACUGUUGAUUUUGUCUAACCUUUGGACUCAUUGGUUCAUCCCAAUAUAUUUACCCUGAUAUAUAAGACUUCCAGGACAUUGGAGAAAUUCAUCUAUUCUUUUACGUGAGGGGACAGGAACUGAAAACAACCAUGGAGUGGAAAUUACUUCCCGUUGUCUUGCUGCUGCUACUUUCUGUUUGUUUGGUUCAGCAAGUUUCGUCUCAAGAUCUAACAAGCUGUGCAGGGAGAUGUGGGGAAGGGUAUUCUAGAGAUGCCAUCUGCAACUGUGACUAUAAUUGUCAACACUACAUGGAGUGCUGCUCUGAUUUCAAGAAAGUCUGCACCACAGAGCUUUCCUGUAAAGGCCGCUGCUUCGAGUCCUUCUCCCGAGGGAGGGAAUGUGACUGUGACGCCCAGUGUGAGAAGUAUGGCAAGUGCUGUCCGGACUAUGACACUUUCUGUGCAGCAGUGCAUAAUCCCACAUCACCACCUUCAAAGACUGCACCUCCGCCUCCAAGAGCAUCUCAAACCAUCAAAUCAACCACCAAACGUUCACCCAAAUCACCAAAAAAGAAGAAGACUAAGAAAGUUAUAGAAUCAGAGGAAAUAACAGAAGAACGUUCUGUUUCUGAAAACCAAGAGUCUUCCUCCUCCUCUUCUUCUUCUUCUUCAACUAUUCGGAAAAUCAAGUCUUCCAAAAACUCAGCUGCUAAUAAAGAAUUACAGAAGAAACCCAAAGUAAAAGAUAAUAAGAAAAGAACUCCAAAAAAGGAACCUGCCCCAGAGCCAUCAAUUGAUGAAGCUGGAAGUGGACAGGACAGUGGUGAUUCUAAGCUCACUCCAGCUCCUGACAUUGCUACCACACAACCCAAUAAAGUAACUACAUCUCCCAAGAGUACAACAGUAAAACCAACAACUCCUAAACCCAGUCUCCCAUCUAAUCUUGACACAUCCAAGGAAACACCUCCACCAGCCAAUAAAGACAUAACAGUGGAAACUAAAGAGUCUACUAAAACAAAUAGUGCAAAAGAAAAGACUUCAGCCAAAGAGACACGGAGUUCAGAGAAAACAUCUGCCAAAGAUUCUGUACCCACACCUGAAGUUCCUGCUAAACCUACACCCAAAGCUGAAACUACAACCAAAGCUUCUGCUGUGACCACUCCCCAAAAGCCUACCCCUGCAACACCCAAGGAAACAACUACCACCUCCAAGGAAGCUGCACCCAAUACCAAGAAGCCAGUAUCCACUACCACCAAGGAACCAGCUACUACCACCCCCAAGCAGCCUACACCUACCACUCCCAAAGAACCAGCUCCAACUACUCCUAAGCAGCCUACACCUACCACUCCCAAAGAACCAGCUCCAACUACUCCUAAGCAGCCUACACCUACCACUCCCAAGGAACCAGCUCCAACCACCCCCAAGCAGCCUACACCUACCACUCCCAAAGAACCAGCUCCAACUACUCCUAAGCAGCCUAUACCUACCAUUCCCAAGGAACCAGCUCCAACCACCCCCAAGCAGCCUACACCUACCAUUCCCAAGGAACCAGCUCCAACUACUCCUAAGCAGCCUACACCUACCACUCCCAAGGAACCAGCUCCAACCACCCCUAAGCAGCCUAUACCUACUCCCAAGGAACCAGCUCCUAUCACCUCUAAGGAGCCUUUAAUCACCACCACCAAGGAACCAGUUCCCACCACCCCUAAGAAGCCUUCACCCACCGCUACCAAGGAAACAGUUCCCACCACUCCUAAAGAGCCUGUACCCACUACCACCAAGAAACCAGCUCCCACUAUUCCCAAGGAGGCUGUCCCCACUACCCCCAAGGAAAACACUCCUACCUCCCCCAAGGAACCAUCUCUCAAUAUUCCCAAGGAACUUGUAACCGUCACCAAGGAGCCCAUACCCACCACCACAAAGGAACCAGCUCCUAUGGCCCCAAAGGAAGCUGCAUCUACCACUCCCAAAAUACCAGCUCCUACCAGCCCUAAGGAGCCUGUACCUACUGCCACCAAAAAACCUACAUCCACAACAACCAAGGAACCAGUUCCCACCACUCCCAAGGAGUCUGCACCCUCUACUCUCAAAGAGCCAUCUCCCACCACAUCAAAGGAACCAGUCCCCACUACCCCUGAGGAGCCUGCACCAACUACUCAUAAGACAUCAGCUCCAACCACCACCAUGAAGCCUCCUACUACCCUGAAGACAUCUGUUGAAGCAACUCCUGAUUUUUCUUUAGAACCCACACCAAAAGCUCUUGACAGAAGUCCCAAGGAGCCUGCCUUACCAAUGGCCAAGACUACUGCAGUGGCCAAACCUGAAAUGACGACAGUAGCUAAAGAUAAGACAAUAGAAAAAGAAAUACAUCCUACACCCGAAAUUACAACUGAUACUCUUACGAGUACAAUAAAAGGGACAGGAACUAUAGCAGAAGAAAAGACUGAAUCCAAACCAACAGGUACUACUAUGCAAGUAACAUCUAUAACUCAAGAUUCAACAUCAUUCAAAACUACUACUUUGAAAUCAACAACUUUUGCACCCAAAGUAACUACAACUGAAGAGACUAUAAAUAAACCUGAAGAAACAAACACUGGACCAAAAGAUAUGCCUACUAACUCUAAAGCAACAACUUCAAAACCCCAGAAGCCAACGAAAGCACCCAAAAAACCUUCCACCAAAAACCCAACGAAAGCACCCAAAAAGCCUGUUUCUACUAAAAAGCCAAGCAUACCUAAAGUGAGAAAACCAAAGACUACGCCAAUUCCCCCAAAGACAACACCAAUCCAUUUAAACCCUACCUCUUUGGCAAAAUUCACAAUCCAAACUACCACUAGUCCUAAUCAGACUCCAAAUUCAGAAAUAGUUGAAGGAAAUCCAGAGAACGAAGAUGCAGUUGGUACUGAAGGAGAAAAACCUCAUAUGAUUCCUAGGCCUCCUGUAUUAACUCCUAUCAUUAUUCCAGGAAUUGAUCACUUUGUGAGACUACCCAAUCGAGAGAUUGGCAUCAACUCCAUGCUUUCAGAUGAGACCAAUUUAUGCAACGGUAAGCCAGUAGAUGGACUGACCACUUUGUACAAUGGGACACUGGUUGCAUUUCGAGGUCAUUAUUUCUGGACGCUAAAUCCAUUCAGCCCACCAUCUCCAGCUAGAAGAAUUACUGAAGUCUGGGGUAUUCCUUCUCCCAUUGACACUGUUUUUACUAGAUGCAACUGUGAAGGAAAAACUUUUUUCUUUAAGGAUUCACAGUACUGGCGUUUCACCAAUGACAUAAAAGAUCCAGGGUAUCCUAAAUUAAUUGUUAAAGGAUUUGGAGGAUUAUCGGGAAAUAUAGUAGCAGCUCUUCCAAUAGCUAAACACAAGAACAGACCUGAAUCUGUAUAUUUUUUCAAGAGAGGUGGCAACAUUCAGCAGUAUAUUUAUAAACAGGAGCCCAACAAAAAGUGCACUGGAAGAAGACCUGCUGUACAUUAUUCAGUGUAUGGAGAUGUAGCACAAGUUAGGAGACGUCGUUUUGAACGGGCAGUAGAACCUUUUCAAACACACACCAUCAGAAUUCACUAUUCCCCUGUCAGAGUCGCUUAUCAAGACAAAGGUUUUCUCCAUAAUGAAAUUAAAAUGAGUACAAUGUGGAGAGGAUUUCCAAGUGUGGUUACCUCAGCUGUAACACUGCCCAACAUUAGAAAGCCUGAUGGCUAUGAUUACUACGCCUUUUCUAAUGAUCAAUACUAUAACAUCGAUGUGCCUAGCAGAACAGCAAGAGCAAUUACUACUCGUUCUGGACAGACUCUCUCUAAAGUCUGGUACAACUGUCCUUAGACUGAUGAACAAAGAAGAGUCAACUAAUUAAAACAAAGAAAAGAUGAUAAAUUUUGACAAUGAAAUACAUUUUAUUAAUAAAGAAUGUUGAAAUGAACAUACCAAUUUAAAUACAAAAAUGUUUAACUUGAUAAUUAUUACACUAAAACAGACCUGACAAUCUUAUUCACAACUAUUAUAGUUAAUGGGCCAUUUAGUUAAUAUUUCCUCUAUUUAUCCCUCCUCUUCCUCCCACUGCAUGGCUUAUACCUGUAAAAGACCAAAAGGAAGAAUGAUUUACAAUAUGAAAUAUCUGAACAUAAUGGAUAUAAAACUGUUACUUUUUCUAUACGUUCAAUGGAAAUCAUUACAAAGACUGUACUAAUAUUUUUAUAGUAUGAAUAUAAGUGACAUUAGAAAACCUGGAUGCAUUAAAAUUUUACAUUUUUAACUAGUAUAACAAAGUCACAAAGCUUUAUUCUGUUACAUAAAAAGCAUUUAACAAUAAAUGACAAUGAACAUAUAGCACUACAA